Messenger RNA from Brienomyrus brachyistius, 3080 nucleotides. RefSeq names its product HDGF like 2 (gene hdgfl2). Gene Ontology annotation, cellular component: nucleus. Gene Ontology annotation, molecular function: transcription coregulator activity; double-stranded DNA binding. The transcript has 16 exons. Lineage: Eukaryota; Metazoa; Chordata; Actinopteri; Osteoglossiformes; Mormyridae. The record is from RefSeq and is a predicted model, not a curated record. The coding region runs from base 171 to 2138 and encodes 655 amino acids. Gene Ontology annotation, biological process: regulation of transcription by RNA polymerase II.
UCUGUAACCCUGAGAGUUACAGGAAGCAACGGUCCAACUCAGCCGCCGUCUCGCGCUGUGUUGUGGGGUGAGAAGCAGGUUUCGUGUCGGCCUCAAACCUGAGGGGUACGAGGCACAUAAAACGCCAGAAGAAAGGAUAUAUAACUUAGAGUGAUCGUACGGACAGAGAGAUGCCUCACAAUUUUCAGCCUGGGGACCUGGUGUUCGCUAAAAUGAAGGGGUACCCCCACUGGCCGGCCCGGAUCGAAGAUGUGGCUGAGGGGGCAGUAAAACCUCCACCAAAUAAAAUUCCGAUCUUCUUCUUUGGGACCCAUGAGACUGCCUUCCUCGCUCCAAAGGACCUUUUCGCCUACGAGAAGUACCGCGACCGCUAUGGCAAACCCAACAAGAGGAAGGGUUUCAAUGAGGGCCUGUGGGAGAUCCAGAACAACCCACACGCGUCCUACAGCAUGCCUGCACCGGUCAGCUCCUCUGAGAGUGAGGCGGAGGCCAACGAAGCAGGGAGCGACGCCGAGGAGGACGCGGCGGUCCCAAGGAAGGCCGACUCCGGGAGCGAGGAAGAGUUCGACUCUGGCAGUGAGGACGCAGGACGAGGGAAAGGAGGGCUAAAGCGGAAAGCCCCCGCGGCUAAGCGACUCCCCUUCAAACGGUCGCGUGGCUCCUCCAGUGAGCCGGAGCGUGUCGAGGACGAGCAGGAGAGCGGCUCCCCCUCUGAGCCGGAGCCAUCCCCCAGUUCGGACUCGGACUUCAGCAAGGACAGCGACCAGGACUUCACUCCGGAGAAGAAGGCAGGACCCAAAGGUGGAAAGCGAGGAGCUGGGAGAGGAAGGCGAAAAAAGCCAGCAUCUGAAUCAGACUCCGACUCCGCGUCCCACUCCGAUGACGACGGGGGUCGCAGCGAACCAGACGAGAAGCCGCGGCCGGCGCUGUCCGGCUCUGAGUCUGGGUCUGGGUUCAAAUCUAAGUCUGACUCUGAGUCUGACCCGCCUCCAAGAAAGACUCCACAGGCACGUAAGAAAGCCGAGAAGCCCCCUCCCAAACCACGUGGACGAAAGCCUAAACCCGCCCCGGUCCGAGCACCCAGCUCUUCCUCUGACAGCGAAAGCAGCAGUGAGCCGGACCGCAUCAGUGAGUGGAAGCGGCGCGACGACGAGCGGCGCCGGGAGCUGGAGGAGCGGCGCAAGCGGGAGGAGGCGGAGGAGCUGCGGAGGCUAAGGGAGCGGGAGCGUGAGGAGGAGGAGAAGCGGAGGAGAGGGAAAGAAAAAGGGGGAGGAGGUGGAGGCGGGACAAGUAGCAGCAGCAGGUCCGACGAGGACCCCGAUGAUCGUCCCAUCAAGAAGACCAAAAAACCACCACCCGCCCCAAUCCCCGCCCCCUCGGAUUCGGACUCUCCACCCCCUACUGAGAUGAAGAAGGCCCCCAAGCGUGUGGACAGCCAGAAGAAAGGCCGGUCGGGGAAAGAAGGCAAGGACAGGAAGGAGAGGGACAGGAAGGAGAAGAAGGUGCUGCGUGUGGAGUCUCGCGGCAGGCCCUCCAAGCCAGAAAAACUCAAACGUAAGCCAGAGCGCCUCCCAGAGAAGAAGGUGGAAAAGAAAAAAGAGCCUAGUCCAGAGGAGAAGCUGCAGAAGCUCCACACUGACAUUAAGUUUGCCCUGAAGGUCGACAGUCCGGACAUCAAACGCUGCUUGCAGGCAUUAGAGGACUUGGGCUCUGUACCGGUCACCAGCCAUCUCCUCCAGAAAAACACAGAUGUCAUUGCCACGCUGAAGAAGAUUCGCCGCUAUAAAGCCAGCAGCGAAGUGAUGGAGAAGGCCAGCCAGGUGUACAAUAAGCUGAAAAUGCAGUUCCUAGGCAAGACAGAGGGGGCGCUAAAAUCCCAGCCAGAAAACAAGGACCCAGUGAACAGCGCAAAGGAGACCAAAAACGAUACAGCACCGGUAAAUGGGGAGUCUGACGCUCUAAAACAGGAGGAGGAUGAUGGGACCCGUAGUCCCAAAGAAGAGGACCAGGAGAACGACCACAACCAGACCACCUCACCCCCUGCUACCCCCAAAAGUCCAGUGGAACCACAGUGGCCCAAUGACGACCCGGACCACGCGAACGCUGCGGAGACACAACCCGCCACCGCGGAGAGCUGAGGGGACCCGAAGGAAAAGUGCGGGGGAGGGGGGGGGGGUUGCGGGGCGAGCCGGGGUGAGGUGGGGCUGUGUUGGGGAGGCACUCGUGACCAGUGCCGGACAGGGCGGUGCCGUUGGAGCUCUGUGGAUCUGCCGGCAUCAUCCUUUGCCUGUUGUGCUUACUCUCAUUGACUUUUAUAUGAAAGAUCCACCGAUUCCCUUUUAAACCGACCUGUCCUCAGCAUCAAGGAUUCAUACGAUGGUGUGUGUUUAAGAAAGAAAAGGAAUUGCGUAUUUAGCACUCUGAACGGGAUCGGAGAGGAGCUGUACGAUGUCUGGAGAGAUGUUUAGCUGCAGUGCUGGCCCCUGCGUCGGUUCCAUCAGAACCUUAGUCUCUUGCCUUGAUUGGAUAAUCCCCACCAAUGGGAGCCAAGAGUCUCUUCUGAUUGGGUAGUGAAAGAAGAAAAUUGUGAACAGUACUUUGUUUUGAACUUGUAUCUACAAGAUUAUUUUAAAUGUUUAAUUUCUUUGGUUUUCUUGGAAAAAAAAGACAGUCCCACUUAAGAUAGUCUGUCAAUGGGAGUUUGUUUUUUUUCCCCCCAACUGAAAAAUACAUCUUUAAACAAUUACUGCAUACAGUUUUUGGUUACUUGCUGAAUACUACAGAGGUAUUGUACACGUCUUGUCUGGUCCUCAUUCAACUUUUACUGCUCUCCACCUAUUAAUUAGGGAAAGGUACUUUUUCUGUACAGAUACACAUAUAAGGUUUAUUGCUAUGAUCCUUUUCAGUUAGUGUUUCAGCAUCUCAGACGCGAUUGUAACAUUCAGUUCAAGCCUGUUUGAAAUAGGCAUAAUCUUUUGCAUAUGAUAACUGGGUGUUUUAAGUGCAGUGUAAAGCACAAAAAAAGAUUUUUAAAAGUAACAGUUAGAUGCUAGUUGAAUAAAAACGUCGACUCAGUGGUU